AGUCAUUCCCUGGCAGUAGUCAGUUCCACGCCGGCUGACAGACACCUCGCACCUACUGUAGUGCCUUCCUGUUGCCUCCGUGCAAAUCUUCUCCGGUCUAAGUAUCAGCGUAUCAGAAAGGUCACACGCAUUUUCCACCUUUAUCAGUGUGCCAAAUACAAGAUCGAGAUGAGCGAUCCCCAAGAGAGUAGAAAUCUGUUUUCCCGCACCCUGAUUGAUACCAUCACCAAGGACGCCCUGGAACAGAGCGAUGAUGGCAAGGUUAAUACGGUUUUCUCACCCGCCUCCGUCCAAAGUUGCCUCACCCUGGCCUUCAUGGGAGCCUCCGGGACGACGGCCGAGGAGCUAAGGACUGGACUGCAGCUGGGAUCAGGGGAUCGCCACCACAUUGCCCGCUCCUUUGGAGAGUUCUGGCGGACGAACUGCAACUACGGCGAAAGGGGACCCGUGCUGAAGUCCGUGAACCGGUUGUACGUGAACGAUACCCUGGAACUGCAGCCGGAGUUCAACGAGAUUGCCGUGGACUUCUUCCAGUCGAAGGCGGAGGCGGCUAAGUUCACCGAUUCGGAGGCUGCCACGCAGCAGAUCAACGCCUGGGUGGAGCAGGAGACGGAGCAGAAGAUCAGCAACCUCCUGCAGUCGGACGCCGUGAGCAACGAGACGAGUGCCGUGCUCAUCAACGCCUUGUACUUCAAGGGAAAGUGGCAGAAGCCCUUCAUGCCAGAGACCACGUCCCUGGACGCCUUCCAUGUGGACCAGGACACUCGCGUGGAGGUGAGCAUGAUGUACCAGGAGGACAAGUUCCGGUUCGCCGACCUGCCACAACUGAAGGCUCGGGCCGUGCAGCUGCCCUACGAAUACUCGAACAUCCACAUGCUGAUCCUGCUGCCCAACGAGAUCUCCGGCCUGCGGGAGUUGGAGCUGCAGCUCAACACCGUGGAUCUAGCCGACAUCGACGCGGCCAUGGUCUUACAGGAUGUGGAGAUUUUCCUGCCCCGCAUGAGCAUAGAGUACGAUGUCGACCUCAAGCAAAUACUAAAUCAGCUAGGAAUUGCGGAAGUCUUCAGUGAUAAGGCCCAACUGGACGGCCUCUUUACGUCACGAACUGGUCAGAAGAUCUCGGCGGCAAGGCACCGCGGCUACAUCAACGUAAAUGAGGCUGGAUCGGAGGCAGCAGCCGUCACCUUCAUGAAGAUUGUGCCCAUGAUGCUGAACAUGAACAAGAAGCUCUUCAGGGCGGAUCACCCGUUUGUGUUCUACAUACGCAACUCGCAGGCCGUGUUCUUCGCCGGUCGUUUUGCAAUGCCCGGUUCUGGAUUUCAAGAGGAGGGCGAUGCGAGGGAAGGUUCCGAUGCCAGCAUGUACAAUGUUCAAGAACAGCAGUGAGACCAAAUAAAAAUCAGCUAGGAAAUCCCACUAGAA
Messenger RNA from Drosophila elegans, 1422 nucleotides. RefSeq names its product serine protease inhibitor 42Dd. The record is from RefSeq and is a predicted model, not a curated record. Gene Ontology annotation, molecular function: serine-type endopeptidase inhibitor activity. The transcript is spliced from 4 exons. Bases 169 to 1386 code for a protein of 405 amino acids. Lineage: Eukaryota; Metazoa; Arthropoda; Insecta; Diptera; Drosophilidae.